Messenger RNA from Habropoda laboriosa, 515 nucleotides. RefSeq names its product 40S ribosomal protein S14 (gene Rps14). Gene Ontology annotation, cellular component: cytosolic small ribosomal subunit; ribosome. Gene Ontology annotation, molecular function: small ribosomal subunit rRNA binding; structural constituent of ribosome; mRNA 5'-UTR binding. The coding region runs from base 55 to 510 and encodes 151 amino acids. The transcript is spliced from 4 exons. Gene Ontology annotation, biological process: ribosomal small subunit assembly; translation; maturation of SSU-rRNA from tricistronic rRNA transcript (SSU-rRNA, 5.8S rRNA, LSU-rRNA). The record is from RefSeq and is a predicted model, not a curated record. NCBI's taxonomy places the organism in Eukaryota, Metazoa, Arthropoda, Insecta, Hymenoptera, Apidae.
CUUCCUGCGUGAUCGCGUUAUAUCAGUGAGUUUCAGUAGGUUGAAUUUACAGAAAUGCCGCCGAAGAGGGGAAAAGUACAAAAAGAAGAAGUUCAAGUGUCGCUUGGACCUCAACUCCGUGAAGGUGAAGUUGUUUUCGGUGUUGCUCAUAUUUUUGCGAGCUUCAAUGAUACAUUCGUCCACGUAACUGAUCUUUCUGGCAGGGAAACUAUUGCCCGAGUUACUGGUGGAAUGAAAGUCAAAGCUGAUCGUGAUGAAGCUUCUCCUUAUGCCGCUAUGCUUGCUGCUCAGGAUGUAGCAGAAAAGUGUAAAUCCCUUGGAAUUACAGCACUUCACAUUAAGUUAAGAGCAACAGGGGGUAAUAAAACAAAAACCCCUGGCCCUGGUGCACAAUCUGCUUUGCGCGCGCUCGCACGUUCUAGUAUGAAAAUUGGUCGUAUUGAAGAUGUCACGCCAAUUCCAUCUGAUUCUACACGUAGGAAGGGUGGUCGUCGCGGACGCAGGCUGUAAUUUAU